This is a messenger RNA of Protopolystoma xenopodis, 144 nucleotides long. Lineage: Eukaryota; Metazoa; Platyhelminthes; Monogenea; Polystomatidea; Polystomatidae. The record is from the annotation of a GenBank genome assembly.
AUGGCAAAACUCACCGACGAUGCCGGCGAAACAUCUGGGAAUGUACCAGGUCGACUGUCCGAUGGUGGGAAUCAUGACAACUACUCUGGCAGACGACUUCGGACUAGGUGCGUUCUACUAAGUCCCCCUGACAACAAGAAUUAG